Messenger RNA from Notothenia coriiceps (black rockcod), 1049 nucleotides. It is a transcript of the gene srprb, whose product is annotated as SRP receptor subunit beta. NCBI's taxonomy places the organism in Eukaryota, Metazoa, Chordata, Actinopteri, Perciformes, Nototheniidae. The record is from RefSeq and is a predicted model, not a curated record. The coding region runs from base 16 to 450 and encodes 144 amino acids. The transcript is spliced from 3 exons.
GACCAACUUUCUCUGAUGACAUAUUUUCAUUAUCACUCUCUCUUCAGAGCCAUUGUGUUUGUAGUGGACAGCGCUAUCUUCCAAAAAGAAGUGAGAGACGUGGCAGAGUUCCUGUACAUCUUGUUAACGGACAAUGUGAUCUCCAGGAACGCUCCAGCUCUCGUGGUGGCAUGCAACAAACAAGAUAUCACCAUGGCAAAAUCAGCUAAACUGAUCCAGCAGCAGCUGGAAAAGGAAAUGAACACCUUGCGGGUGACGCACUCUGCAGCUCUGAGCUCUCAGGACGGCUCUGUGGGCGGCAGUGUGUAUCUGGGGAAAAAAGGCAAGGACUUUGAGUUUGGCCAGCUGCCCCUGAAGGUUGAGUUCCUGGAGUGCAGCGCCCGCGGCAACAAGGGCGAGGAGGGGGAUGCAGACAUUGAGAGUCUGGAGAAGAGCUUGGCUAAACUGUAAAGUCAACAACUUCAACAACCUCAGAUGACCAUCCACCAUCACUUCAGAAAUCAAAGGAGCUGCGAUAUCCAGGUGGAGGAUUUAUUUGACAGAAAUGUCGAAUCAGCCCCAUCUGGCUGGCUGUCGAUGUAAAACUUAAAAGGUGGAACAACCUUUGAAGCAUAUUCAAUCAAAAAACACCAAAAAGACUGAAAGUCAUGCAAAGGAAAUGAUGUAGCAGUUAUCAGGCCCUCUGCAGCGAUGAGACAUGAUUGUGUGCUUAUUCAGUGUAGAGCUUACUGUGAUCCUCCUUCAAGUGCUUCAUUUGGCUUGCUAGAAAAAAUAGUGAAUAGUUGAAAGCAUUUAAGUGUUGUGUAUUUGCUUUUGCUGCAAUUUGAGGUACAUUUACCACAAGCUGUCACAGGUUUUCACCAUUUUUGUUUUAAACUUUGGAUUUAUAAACUGCCUUGUGAUAACCGAUGGGCAUGAAUUGGAUUUAUUCACUUGAGUUUUGUGCCUUCUUCAGGUAAUCUUAUAGAAAAGUGUUUUGCUGGUUAGCAAAGAAAAUGACAGGUUACUUGUGUGAAAGUGUUGUGUGAAUACAGUGCAUUUGCAAGAAA